Messenger RNA from Rhodotorula graminis WP1, 2723 nucleotides. Its product is annotated as glycoside hydrolase family 5 protein. Gene Ontology annotation, molecular function: beta-glucosidase activity. The record is from RefSeq and is a predicted model, not a curated record. Gene Ontology annotation, biological process: glucan catabolic process. Lineage: Eukaryota; Fungi; Basidiomycota; Microbotryomycetes; Sporidiobolales; Sporidiobolaceae. The transcript is spliced from 12 exons. Gene Ontology annotation, cellular component: extracellular region; cell surface. Bases 95 to 2689 code for a protein of 864 amino acids.
GCUCACGCUCGCUGUCUGGGCGUGCGCGUACUCGCCACCGUACUGCCGAGUGUGCCCUGCUGGCCGCACGAGCUCGCGUGCGCGCUCGAGGAGGAUGUCACGUCGUUCGCCUCCUCCCGUCCCGCACAAGGUCGCCCCGCCGCCGCCUCCAGCGCCCGCGCAGGGCCGCAGCAUGGAGCAGCCGAGCUACAGCACACCGCCUCGAGCUCGUCCCGACGCCCACAUCGUCCCCGUGUCGCCCUCGCCCUCGCCCUCUACCCCGACGCAUCGCUCGACUUUGUCGACUCGCUCGACUCAGCAGCCCGCCAGGGUCCGCGAGGUGCCCAGGAGCAGAACCACCUCGGUCGACUACGGCCGGUCCAACCCGUUCAGCGACUUUGACUCGCCCGCGCACGACGACCCGCACUCGGUUCCCCUCCUCCCCACCUCGACCUCGUCGCGCUUCGUCCGCCUCAACCUCGACAAGGACGUCCCCGACCUGCCCGACGACGAGCAGCGCCUCCUCCCCGACUCGCCGUCCUCCCCGUCGACAUCCUCUUCCGCCCCUUCCCGACGACGACCUCGACGAGGCGAGGCGGUCACUGCGGCGGGCCGGGCGAGCGACCGCACCCGUCGGUGCGCAAGGUGGUUCCUCGUCGUCGUCGCCGGUGCAGCAGGCGUCGUCGUCUCCGUCGCCCUCCUGACGACGGAGGAUGCGCGGGCGAGCGCGAGGGGCAAGGUCGACGAGGCGGUGCAGGCGGUCGGCGGCUGGGUGGGCGUGGGCACCGUCGCGGCGGGCAGUGGGACCAGCGCAGGAGGACUCGAGGCCUCGGAGGAGCGGUACGACAAGGGGGCCGACGGCGACGAGGUGACGCUCGAGGGCGGCGAGAAGGUCGUCUACCGCAACGCUUUCGGCGGGACCUUUGAUGGAGAUCCGCACUCGCUGUCGGCGAGGGCGCAGGACGACUCGCCGACGCUGAACGAGCCGUGGGACUACGAGCGGCUGCGGAUCCGGGGCGUCAAUCUCGGCGGAUGGCUCACGCUCGAGCCGUUCAUCACGCCGCACCUGUUCGAGCCUUUCCUCGACGCGCCGACGCCGGCCGAGGACGAGUACACCCUGAGCCAGAACCUGCGCGACCAAGGACGACUCAUGAGCACCCUGAGGGAGCACUACGACACGUUCAUCACUGAGAAGGACUUUAUCGCGAUCGCUGCAGCAGGGCUCAACUGGGUCCGCAUCCCCGUGCCGUACUGGGCUGUCGAAACGUGGGUCGACGAGCCGUACCUCGAGAAGGUCGCCUGGAACUAUCUGCUAAAGUCGAUCGGCUGGGCGCGCAAGUACGGCAUCCGCAUCAACCUCGACCUGCACUCGGUCCCAGGCUCGCAAAACGGCUGGAACCACUCGGGCCGACUAGGGUCCAUCUCGUUCUUGCGCUCGUCCAUGGGCCAGGCCAACGCGCAGCGCGCCCUCGACUACAUCGCCGCACUCGCCGAGUUCACGUCGCGCAAAGGCGUGCGCGAGGUCGUGCCCAUGUACUCGGUCCUGAACGAGCCCAUGCUCGCCGAAAUCGGCGACCGGGUCCUGCGAGGAUUCUACCGCAAGGCGUACGAGACGGCGCGCAACAUCACGGGCUACGGACCGCAGCAAGGCCCUUUCCUCGCCUUUCACGACGGCUUCAAGGGCACCCACCGCUGGUACAACUUCCUCGAGUCGCCGUCACCUCAUCGCCCGCACGUCCCGGCGACAGACGGCCUCGAUCGCGUCGCCUACGACUCGCACCGGUACCUCGCCUUUACCGAGCCCGACCUGAGGAGCGUCCGACAGCAGGUCCUCAAGCCGUGCGCCAAGUGGAGCCACGAGUUCAACAAGACGAUGAUCAACGCCGGUGUCGCCAUCUCGGGCGAGUUCUCCCUCGGCGUCAACGACUGCGGCCGCUUCCUCAACAACAUCUUCCAGGGCACUCGGCUCGAGGGCACGUUUCCAAACGAGACGAGCCCGGCGUACCCGCCGACCGCGCCGAGAGGGUCGUGCGAGUUUUGGGAGGACUACGAGCAGUGGGACGAGGAGAUGCGCUCGGCUCUUCGCGACCUCGCGCUCGCGCAGAUGGACACUUUCCAGAACUGGUUCUACUGGACCUGGCGCACCCUGCCCUCGACCACCCACCUCCCUCACCUCCCCGCCAACGCCCUCUGGAGCUACUCGCUCGGCCUCGCUCAAGGAUGGAUCCCGGCCGAUCCUCGCGCCGCAUCCGACGACGGCGGCUUCUGCGUCGCCUACGCCGCCAAGAUCGGCGUCGACCCGGACGCAGGAGGAGGGCGCCGGUACCUCCUCGACGACGUCGAGCUCGGCGCGUGGAAGGUCGGCCGGCCCGGGUCGACCUACAGCGGUCGAGUGCCGCAAGGCGCAGCCGAGUCGCACCGCGCCCUGUACCCGGCGGCCGAGUUCGACACGCCCUCGCGCGGGUGGAACGCCGGCGGGCUCCCCGUCGCGGGCCUGUGGGCCUACGCGCGCGAGGGCGACGCGCCCGUGCUCGAGUCGCCAGCUGGAGCCGAGGGGCCGACGGCUCGAGCGACGGAGAGGAGGUGGGCGUCGAAGAAGGCCGGGUGCAGGUACCCGAGCAGUUGGGGCGCGCCGGCCGAGCCGGAGCAGGUCGGGCUCGUUCCGCCCGAGUGCUCGGUGCAGCAUGCGGUAGAGCGAGGCGAGCUGUAACGAGUCGCAGCAGGCUGUCACGCCGCGGCGUUUU